Messenger RNA from Trichoderma aggressivum f. europaeum, 1020 nucleotides. RefSeq lists its product as uncharacterized. The record is from RefSeq and is a predicted model, not a curated record. NCBI's taxonomy places the organism in Eukaryota, Fungi, Ascomycota, Sordariomycetes, Hypocreales, Hypocreaceae. The transcript has 3 exons. The coding region runs from base 1 to 1020 and encodes 339 amino acids.
AUGUCAUAUCAAGAGCGCGAGGCAAAGAAGAGAAAAACUGCCCACAAUGGCGGCAACGCUCAGCAGGCGUUUCGCCCCGUCAAUCUCCAAGCUUCAGAGGGAAGAGAAUGGACUGUCUCUGUAGCAUUCCCCAGCAGCACAAUCGCGACCCUAGCCACGGCCGAACAGCGAAUCGCUGUGCCGAGCCGCAUCGCCCGCGCCCUCGCCAUCUUCUCCAUCGACGAAGUCAUUGUCUUUGACGACUCCCCGGUCAACACUCGCCCGCACAAUACCGAUAAGUCUGUCUACACCGGAGAUACGGACCCGUGUCACUUCCUGACGCAUGUGCUGUCGUAUCUGGAAGCGCCGCCGUUUAUGCGCAAGGCGCUUUUCCCUCUGCACCCCAACUUGCGAUUGACGUCGUCCUUGCCUGGUCUUGAUACGCCGCACCACCCGCAUAUCAAGGAGUCGAUGAUAUACAGAGAAGGAGUUACUAUUGCGGGAAUGACAAAGUCGAGCGACGGCACGUUGGUGGAAAUUGGACUGGAUAAGCCUGUCGAGAUCAAAGAGGACAUUCCUCCCAAGACGAGAGUCACGCUCAAGAUUUCAGAAGACGGGUCUGAGUCCGCAGAGUGUGUUCACCCCCAUACGCCUCGCACGGAAGCCGGCUUCUACUGGGGCUACACUGUCCGACAGGCAAACUCCCUUUCGGCCGUCUUCACCGAGUCUCCCUACGAAGGCGGAUACGACGUCAGCAUCGGCACGUCUGAGAGAGGAUCCCCCGUGGGUAAGGAGUUUCCAUAUGGCAAGCGUGUGCAGUUUAACCACGUUCUCAUUGUAUUUGGUGGCCCACGCGGUAUUGAAUAUGCGGCGAUGAAUGAUGAGGAGCUUGGUGGGAUGGGCAUCCAGGGUGGGAAAACGAGGGAGUUGUUUGAUCACUGGGUUGACGUGAUGCCGAAUCAAGGGAGCAGAACGAUUCGGACUGAGGAGGCCAUGUAUAUUGCGUUGACGGCAUUGAAGCGGAUAUGGGAUAACGAGUAA